CAGAUGAUUGACACGGCCGCCAUUUUGCUCCUGCUCUCUCUGCUUCCAUUGUGUGAGAGAUAGUAAAUAUCUGACACUGCCAGACAAGCACAACACACUUGUAUUCUUGCGAAGAAAAGGCGUUAAAUUCACCCUCGGUGAUACUUUGUCGUAAUGGCUCGUACCAAGCAGACUGCCCGUAAGUCCACUGGAGGAAAAGCUCCUCGUAAGCAGCUGGCCACCAAGGCUGCCCGAAAGAGCGCCCCCUCCACUGGUGGUGUGAAGAAGCCCCAUCGUUACAGGCCCGGUACCGUGGCUUUGAGAGAGAUCCGUCGGUACCAGAAGUCCACUGAGCUGCUGAUCCGUAAGCUGCCAUUCCAGCGCCUGGUGAGGGAGAUCGCUCAGGACUUCAAGACUGACCUGCGUUUCCAGAGCGCCGCCAUUGGAGCCCUGCAGGAGGCCAGCGAGGCGUACCUGGUGGGUCUCUUCGAGGACACUAACCUGUGUGCCAUCCAUGCCAAGCGUGUCACCAUCAUGCCCAAAGACAUCCAGCUGGCACGCCGCAUCCGCGGAGAGCGCGCUUAGACAGCAAGCCUAAUGUUUCACCUCUGUCUUGUUUUUCUUUACCUGUCCCUGCCCUCCCUCCUCCCUUCAUCCUCCCCCAAACACCCACCUCCACCCGUCCCCGUCACCCUCCCUCCCCGGCCUGCCCAGCUUCUCAGUAGACUUUAGAGUAAGCCUGAUUAUGAAGAGAUAGAAAUAUGUUGAAGUCUGGUCUCUCAUAGAUUUUCGUCUUCACCAAAUGUUUAGGGUACCUUUUUUCGUGCAUGUAAUAGGUUUAGCAGAUCAGACGCAAACGUGCACACAUGAUCAAACUGGCGUCACUGGGUUUGGGUGGAGCUUCAAAACAUGAAGCCCACCCUUGAGCUCACCUGCAUUUCUCUGGGGUGGGAGGCCAGCAGGUGCAGUUUGUGUGGCAAACAGAGCCAAAGCAGAAGGACGUGGUCGAGGGGCUAGUCUGCUUAAGGGGAGCUGCAACUUCCACAGCAGGGUGCUAUUAAAACUAGUCCCAAGGCCUCUGCCCGUCUGAACACCCUCCUCCCCUCCUUCCCAGCUGUACCUUUUCGGUCCACCUCCUUCACCUCUGUGAUCUGCACUGGGAGGGGAUGCUGGUCUGUGGGUCUGUUUGUGUGGGUGUGUGAGCUCUGAUCUUCCAAACCACUUGUACUCAACAAACAAGAAUCUCUUGGUUGCUUAAAAGUAUUGAUUAUCGUUGUGGAUAUGGUGUCUAUUUUUUUUACGCAUUAUAAGUCAUGGAUGAGCAUCUCUUCCUUUACCACUUCCAAAAUCAUCAAAACAAGAGAAGAAUCAAUUGAUAUUGUCAACAUGGUUGUCAGUUGUUGUUUUUUUUUUUUUGUUUGUUUUUUUUUUACAGUGAUCUGAUUUGUUAUAGUAAAUCAGGAAGGGCUUCUUUGUUUUUCCAAGGCAACUUCUAUUCUAAUGGCAGCCACACGGGGGCGAUGGUUUACCAUCUCCUCCUCUAUUCAAUUGUUCACUGUAGAUCAGUCAUCACAUAUUAUGCUUCCGUCUACCUAUCUAUCCAUCUAUCUAUCUAUCUAUCUUUAUCAUCACAGAUAGGCAUUAGACUUGUCACAACAGUAUGAAUUGACAUUAUAGUGAAAGUUACACUCUGCAUGUUUAGGGUCUGUGUCCUGCACUCUCUGUAGAUCUGAGCAUAUAAUCUGUCCCUUUCUCAAAAUUUGUGAUACACAAUAUAACCUCAUAUUUGUUUUCUUUUAUAUUUUUCUUAUUCCUCGAGAUUUUCAGACGUAUAAAUAAGCUGAUCUUUGUAUUUUCCAAAUUUCUCAUAUUAUGGUGGUAAUAAAUAGGUGUUUAAACAAA
Messenger RNA from Toxotes jaculatrix (banded archerfish), 1881 nucleotides. It is a transcript of the gene h3f3c, whose product is annotated as H3 histone, family 3C. The transcript has 4 exons. The coding region runs from base 154 to 564 and encodes 136 amino acids. Gene Ontology annotation, molecular function: protein heterodimerization activity; structural constituent of chromatin; DNA binding. The record is from RefSeq and is a predicted model, not a curated record. NCBI's taxonomy places the organism in Eukaryota, Metazoa, Chordata, Actinopteri, Toxotidae. Gene Ontology annotation, cellular component: nucleosome.